CGGUACCUGUGCAGGUAUUUAGCAUCUUUACACUGCACAGUACCGUUAUACAGUACUGUACCACCAAUGUCUCCUAAAGUGGAUAAACAGAAGCGUAGGAGAAACACUCUAAAAUUGAGUGACAAACUUGAAAUCAUCAAAAAACUUGAAUCAGGGGUUAGUGUUUCUGUUCUAAUGGAAACAUAUGACAUUGGAAAGUCUACCAUUUAUGAUAUAAAAAAUGCCAAAAAUAAAAUUCUACAGUUUACAGCCUCAUCUGAGCCUUACAACAAAAUUGCAGAAAGAAAAAGUUUACAUAAGCCAAAGUUAGAAAAUCUUGAUAAGGUUUUGCAUGAAUGGUUUUUGAUUAAACGAUCAGAAGGUAUGGCAAUUUCUGGGCCAAUGCUUAUCACCAAAGCAAAAUCUUUUAAGGAGCAAAUGAACAUUGAUUCUGAAUGUAACUUUAGCAGUGGGUGGCUUAGGAAUUUUAAAAUGCGUCAUGGUAUUAGACAGCUAAAUGUUGUUGGAGAAAGGCAGUCAGCUGAUACACAUGCUGCAGCAGAUUAUAGUGCAACAUUUGAAAAAAUUGUCAUUGACUAUGAUCUCACACCUGAUCAAAUUUACAAUGCAGAUGAAACAGGUGUUUUCUGGAAAUGUCUGCCCACUAAAACUCUGGCUGGAAACCAAGAACGAAAUGCUAAAGGUUUUAAGAUGAAUAAAGAAAGACUUACUGUCCUCACCUGUGCUAAUGCUUCUGGACAGCAUAAAAUCAAGCUUCUGGUGAUUGGCAAAUAUAAGCGCCCACGGGCAUUUAAAGGAAUUUUGCACCUCCCUGUGACUUAUAAAGCUCAAAAAAAUGCUUGGAUGGACAAAGACAUUUUUCAAGAUUGGUUUGUUAAUGAUUUUAUUCCAUCAGUCCGCCAGAACCUAACAAAUUUGGGAAAACCUGCUAACACAAAGUGCUUGCUGCUUCUUGACAACUGUAGGGCUCACCCCCAUGAAUCAAAAUUAGUGUCUGAUUGUGGAAAUAUUUUUGCAUCUUACUUGCCACCAAAUGUUACAUCACUAAUUCAGCCCAUGGACCAAGGAGUCAUUAGGAACUUCAAAUGCCAUUAUAAAAAUGACUUUAUGAUGAAAAUGUUAAACAAGGAUGUUGAUUCUAUAGAAUUUCAACGUAGCUUUACAAUAAAAGAUGCAGUGUUAUCUCUUGUAACUGCAUGGAACACAGUCAAGCCUGUAACUCUUUUAAGAGCUUGGCGAAAGUUAUGGCCAAAUGUGAUGCAUGGAGAGCUAGAGUGUGAGGAAAAUGAAGAUCUUGAAGGGUUCCUUGUAGAGCAGAGAGCAUCUGAAGUGAAUGAACUCAUGCAAUCUGUCAAAUUAGCCCAGGAAGACAACCCUCUAUGCAAACUUAAUGAAGAGGACCUAGAAGAGUGGAUAUGCAUUGAAGAUGAUGUUGAGAUUGCAGCCACUUUUACUGAUCAAGAAAUCAUUGACAGCAUCACAAAUCCAGAUCAGACAGAGGAGCACACUUCUGAAAAAUCUGAUGAAGAAGAUGACAGACUUGAAACUGAAAAGGUAUCUUGGGCUACUGCUGAAAAAUGCAUGGAAACCAUUGUGAAAUUUGUGGAACAAAACCAUAGCUUUACACUCCAAGACGUCAUGCAAGUGCACAUGGUGCAAAAUAAUUUUAUCACAAAGAAAUUACAAAGUCGCAGACAAUGUGACAUACGAAGAUAUUUACAAAAAACAACAGAAGCAUCUGCCAUCCAAACUACCAAUCAACUGCAGCAGCAAACACUCACAACACUCAAUCCACAAACAGAUCACCUUGCACAGCAGGAAGAAGAAAACAUGUCAUAUGCAGAGGAAACAUCUGCUAAUAGCCAUCCUGCAUCGCAGAAGCUCAGUUCACAAGCGGAUCACCAGGUGUAG
This is a messenger RNA of Bombina bombina (fire-bellied toad), 1911 nucleotides long. RefSeq names its product jerky protein homolog. The transcript is spliced from 2 exons. Gene Ontology annotation, cellular component: nucleus. Bases 67 to 1911 code for a protein of 614 amino acids. The record is from RefSeq and is a predicted model, not a curated record. Gene Ontology annotation, molecular function: DNA binding. NCBI's taxonomy places the organism in Eukaryota, Metazoa, Chordata, Amphibia, Anura, Bombinatoridae.